Molecule: messenger RNA, 3694 nt
Organism: Dromaius novaehollandiae (emu)
Lineage: Eukaryota; Metazoa; Chordata; Aves; Casuariiformes; Dromaiidae
Product: non-lysosomal glucosylceramidase-like
Exons: 17
Coding region: 77-2638 (853 amino acids)
Biological process (GO): carbohydrate metabolic process; central nervous system development; glucosylceramide catabolic process
Cellular component (GO): membrane
Molecular function (GO): beta-glucosidase activity; glucosylceramidase activity
Source: RefSeq, a predicted model, not a curated record
GCCCGGCGGGCGCGGACGGGGCGGGGCGGGGCGGCGGGCGGUGAAGAGGGCGCGCGCGGGGCGCGGGGCGGCGGCCAUGGCCGUGGCCAUGGCGGACGCGGGGCCGCUGAUGCGGCGCUACGAGGGGGCGGCGCAGGGCCGCGGCGUGGCGGCGGCCGGCUGGCGCAUCUGCCUGGCGCACCGCUUCGAGGAGCGGCGGCAGCCCUACUGCGUCUCCGACCUGCAUGUCACCCACCUCCUGCGGCACAUCGGCCUCGGCAUGCGAUAUUUCAGAUGGUGGUACAAGAAAACCCGCCUAGAGAAGAAAUACCCAUUCAUUGACCUUAUAAGAGCAGUUCCUCUACGGCAGAUCUAUGGGUGCCCGCUGGGCGGGAUCGGGGGAGGCACCAUCACCCGCGGCUGGCGGGGCGAGUUCUGCCGCUGGCAGCUAAAUCCUGGGCUUUACCAUUACGAAACAGUCAUCGCUGACCAGUUUACAGUUUGUCUGCGUCGCAAGGGGCAGACUGUUUACCAGCAGGUGCUGUCCGUGGAGAAACCCAGUACUCUGCAGGACUGGAACUGGGGCUACUGUGGCCACUAUGCCUUCUACCACGCGCUGUACCCUCGUGCCUGGACAGUCUACGAGCUCCCAGGGCAAAAUGUGGUGCUCACUUGCCGCCAGGUCUCUCCUGUCAUCCCCCAUGACUACCAGGACUCCAGCCUGCCAGUGGCAUUGCUCAUCUGGGAGGUGGAGAAUGAGAAUGACGAGGAUGUGGAUGUCUCCAUCAUGUUCAGCCUGCAGAAUGGCACGGGUACGAAGGAGGACAAGAGAGGGGGGCACUGGAACGAGCCCUUCACCUUUGAGAAGGAGGGCAAACAGGUUGCUGGCGUUCUGCUGCAUCACUGCACUCCCGUGAAUCCCUUCACCUUUGCUAUCUCUGCCUGGGAGAAGGCUGGCACCAGAGUUACCCACUUCACAGCAUUCAGUCCCACAGGAUCAGGUAAAGAGGUGUGGCAAGACCUCCUUCAGGAUGGCAGGCUGGAUUCCCCUGUGGGUAGAAGUACCCCAACAGAGAAGGGGGAGGCAGUUGCAGCAGCUGUGUGUGCCAGUUGUACGGUGCCUGCCCGAGGGCACAGGACGCUUGAGCUGGCUCUGGCAUGGGACAUGCCCUGGGUUCGUUUUGGCUCGAAGGAGAAGCUGCAUCUCAGGCGAUACACACGCUAUUUUAACAGCAAAGGCGAUGUUGCUCCUGCCCUGUCACAUUAUGCGCUAACGCACUAUGAGGAGUGGGAGAAGAAGAUUGAUGCAUGGCAGAAGCCCGUCCUGGAGAACAGCCACCUGCCUGCCUGGUACAAGUCCGCCCUGUUCAAUGAGCUGUACUUCCUAACGGACGGGGGGACCAUCUGGGUGGAGCUGCCCCCGGACGGCUGCGCGGAGGACGUGCAGGGGCUGGCAGGGGCUGGCCUGUCCCAGCAUCUCCCUGUCCUGCGGGAGUAUGGAAGGUUUGCUUAUUUGGAAGGCCAGGAGUACCGGAUGUACAAUACCUACGAUGUCCACUUCUAUGCCUCCUUUGCUCUCGUCAUGCUGUGGCCCAAGCUGCAGAUCAGCCUGCAAUAUGACAUUGCUGCCUCAGUGGUGAAUGAGGAUGUCCAGCCCCGGCAGUACUUGAUGUCUGGUCGGACGGCCCAGGUGAAGCUGAAGAACGUGGUGCCCCACGACAUUGGGGAUCCAGAUGAUGAACCAUGGCAGCGUGUCAAUGCCUAUAUGAUACACGACACAGCCCACUGGAAGGACCUGAACCUGAAGUUUGUGCUGCAAGUGUACCGUGACUACCACCUAACACACAACUCCCAGUACUUGCGGGACAUGUGGCCAGUCUGCCAGGCUGUGAUGGAGUCAGAGCUGAAGUUUGACACAGAUAAUGAUGGGCUCAUCGAAAAUGGUGGCUUUGCUGACCAGACAUAUGAUGCGUGGAUAGUAACAGGAGCCAGUGCCUACUGUGGUGGGCUGUGGCUGGCAGCUGUCUGUAUGAUGUGCAAGAUGGCAGAUAUGCUAGGCGAUGGUGAGAUCCUGCAGAAAUACACUGCCAUCCUGGAGAAGGGCAAGGAGGCGUUUGAGAGGCUGCUCUGGAACGGAAAAUACUAUAACUAUGACAGCAGUGGGAGUGUCACUUCCAGCAGCAUCAUGUCAGACCAGUGUGCUGGGCAGUGGUUCCUUGGGGCUUGUGGCCUGGACCAAGAGGUCUUCCCCAAGAGUCAUGUUGUCAGUGCGCUGAAGACCAUCUUUGAGAACAACGUCAUGGGCUUUGCCGGUGGCACCAUGGGAGCCGUGAAUGGCAUGACGUCUGAUGGGGUGCCAGACGCUUCCAGCGUACAGUCCAACGAGGUGUGGAUCGGGGUAGUAUAUGCCUUGGCUGCCACCAUGAUCCAGGAGGGCCUGGUGCAGGAAGGUUUUCGCACAGCAGAGGGCUGCUACCAGACAGUUUGGGAGCAGUUGGGCAUGGCCUUCCAGACACCAGAGGCCUACUGUGAGAAGAAGAUCUUCCGCUCACUGGCCUACAUGCGGCCCCUUAGCAUCUGGAGCAUGCAGCUGGCCCUAGAGAGGCACCAGCAUCCACAGAACCCGCCUAGGCAAAAUCCCUCAACCCUUGAGCCCUAGGGCCCAAUAGUGUUGAGCAGAUGAAUGAAUGCACCCUGGGGCUGGGGACCUCAGCUGGAGGGCGGUGACCCUGCCAUGGUGCCCUUCCCUACCCCCCACCUCUUGAUAAUAUUCAUAUUGCUGUUUUUCUUCCCCAUCUCCUCACCCAACCCACAGGUCAUGCUCUUCACCUUGAGGGGACCUCCAGACACAGAUGCUGAGCAUAAGGGGGUCCAGAGGCACAAGUUAUGUCUCCUCAUCCUCACCGGUGGAAGGAGAGGAGUGGGAUAAGGGGGCAUUGCUAAGGCUUGUGUCUCCCUUUCCCUAUUGCUCAGGGCUCUGCCAGCCUGCAGUACAAGUAACUUUCCUCAACGUGAGCUGGUGCCAUCCUCUAGGAGCAAGCAAGACCUUUCUCCUGCAGGCUUUGUCUGGGAGAAAUCAGUGGGCCUGGUAAGGUAGGAGUUGGCCUGUAAGGCUAAUAAGUGUGUGUGCAUGAAGUGAGGACCUUGCACUGAUGUGGGAUAUGGCUGCCUGCACCUGAUCUGGCUGCUCAUUGCUGCUGUACAUAGACAUGUGGAUACUGUAGCUGUUUCUCUGCUUGGUAACUGCUGCAGCCACAAACUGGCUCUCCUGGACUGACCCCCCUGGCUCUGCCUGCAGCUGGAGUUGGCUCUGGGCCUGGUGCAGUGCUGGAUAGGUCAGGGAGCUCCAGCCCAGCCCGGGAGCCCCCUCGGGGUGGGAUCUGCCUCCCCAGCCCCUGUGCCACAGCUGUGCAUGGAGCUGUGUGCUUCUCCCCACCACCAGGAGCCAGCACCUUCCCCAGGCAGGGAGCACGCAGGAGAGCUUGUAGCAAGUACAAUCCACAGUGGGGCCUUCCUAGGUGGGGGGAGACCUGGCUCCCUGGCCUGUGACAAUCUGAGCCCAGGUUCUGGCCCGAGUGGAACAGCACGUCUCUGGUCUGGUACUGUGGCACCCCUCCCUGCUUGCACAGCCAUGCAGACUUGUGUGGGCAGUGGAGCAGAUUUUAAUUAUGAAUCAUUUUAAUUUAAGUUCUUAAUAAAUGAUUAUCUAGCUGUC